Messenger RNA from Cryptomeria japonica (Japanese cedar), 1429 nucleotides. RefSeq names its product protein MODIFYING WALL LIGNIN-2. The record is from RefSeq and is a predicted model, not a curated record. The transcript has 3 exons. The coding region runs from base 540 to 1190 and encodes 216 amino acids. NCBI's taxonomy places the organism in Eukaryota, Viridiplantae, Streptophyta, Pinopsida, Cupressales, Cupressaceae.
UCAAUGGCCAAAGAACAUUUUUUUUAAGUUAUACACAAUAUAUCUUCACUUUUUUAUUUUAUUUUUAAUGCAGGUUCACAUGGCAAUCAGUCUUAUAGUUUCAUGAAAUUCCAUUCGGGCUUCUAGAAUGAGGUAUUGACUGAUGGGAAUAUAGAAGAUGCAUAGAAAGUGAAGAGUGCCAUUGUAAACGGACUUGUUCCAGGAACAAAGUAAAUAUGAUUUCCAGAUCUCAUUAUUAAUCUACACAGAAAUGAAAGUUGACCUGGACUUUGUGUGGAAGAGGGCACGAAAUUGGGUGCAGUGAUAAGGAUUGUCAACCAUGGAAUCUUCUUGUGCUUGGAGCUGUGCCUGCCCUAGUUGUGCAAUUGCCAAGAGGCAUGACAGAUGGGGAAUUAGGGCACUUUGGGUAGAUCUGAUAUGACCUAAUUAUAUAUAUAUUCUGAUGAUGGAUCCGAAACAUCGGUUCAAGCACAAGAUUUUCCAUAAAUGUAUUUCUAAUAUUAUGGACCCUGGAAGACUUAGAUCUUUGAGUUAAAGCGAUGGAGAAGUUCAGGCGACGGAAGACUCGCCAAUUGAUAGGGUUUUUGGGCAUAGUUGCUGUCGGAACGAGCAUUCUUGCUGAAUUCUUGCGAACUAAGAAAGAAGAAGUAAAAUAUGAUUACAGAGGAUGCAGCCUCCCAGGAAGCCCUGCUUUGCCCCUGGGAAUCAUAGCGGCCAUAUCGCUCUGCAUUGCUCAAUUAUCUGCAAACAUAAUGGGAGGCUGUAUAUGCUGCUGCACUAGAAAUCAGUUCACUACUCCAUACAAAUCAGUCCCCAUCGUUUGUCUCACCCUUUCAUGGAUCAGUUUUGUGUUUGCAAUAAUUUUAUUAAUGGCGGGAUGUGCACUAAACCAGCAUCAACGGCGAUGGCUGAACAGUGAUUGCUAUGUGGUAAAGCCUGGUAUUUUUGGAGGAGCUGGUGCCCUGUCCUUUGCCACUACAGUAUUUGCUAUGAGCUAUUAUGCACUGAUGAGCGGCCAUGAAGCAGAGGAUUUAGGGUUGCUUUCAUCGGUAAUGCCCAUAGCCACGCCCAAGCUCCUCCCCAUCUUCAAUUCAGACAAUUCUUCAUCAACUGCUCGCUCAGGGUUGGGAAUUGAACUCAACCCUUCUGACAACAUACAAAGUAAUCUGAAACAGCAGCUACCCAUUUGAAACGACAAUUUUUUUUAUUGAAAACUUGUUAUUAUAUUCAUUACAAAUAAUAAAUGUAAGAUUCUAUGAAGAUGAUCUGUUAAAAAAUGUUACAUAACCUUCUUCCCCUGCCGCAUGCAAUUUGGAAUCAAACUCAAUGCUCUUGUCAGGCCACACAAAAUAAACCAGAAAUAAAUUCUCCUGUAAUUACCCUUGUUGAAGUACAGUUUUUUCAAUUUGAAAGUUUGUCAUUAUAUUUA